Molecule: messenger RNA, 660 nt
Organism: Pedinophyceae sp. YPF-701
Lineage: Eukaryota; Viridiplantae; Chlorophyta; Pedinophyceae
Source: the annotation of a GenBank genome assembly
AUGGUGCGACAGAUCAACCAUCGCGGCCACCUCCUGUACGACGACACGACGGAGGCCGAACUCUACAUGUGGAACACGGACACCAAGUCCCGCCUCGCGCUCCAGGUCGUCGCGCGCGAGUCCGGCCUGCCCGUCGAGGAGCUCGCAAAGCGCGUUGCCCGGUUGCGCCAGCUGCUGCCCGACUUGAGCGACGGCGCGGUCAAGGGCAUGAAGCCAGCGACGCUCGCGCGCCUCGCACGCAACGUCGACGACAUCGCCGAGCGCGUGCUGAUGCUCAAGGCGGCCAUGCCGGAGGUGAACGUGUCGAAGGUGGCGUGCGGGUACCCUCCAGUGCUCUCAAUGGCGCCAGCGGAGGUGUCGGACAGGUGGACGCGCGUGCGGGAGCUGUUGUCGGGCGCGUCGGACCACGGCCUGCUGCGCAUCCUCCACGAGUGCCCGGACGUGCUCGACACCGACAUGCUGGAAGGCGCGAUGGCGGAGCUCGGCACCAUGAUGGGCGACGCCGCGAUCCCGGCGCUCGAAUCGAACCCCCGGCUGCUGUAUGCCGCAGAGCCUCUGGAUCACAUCCGCAACGACUUCGAGGAUGUGGCGGCGGCGCUUUGGACGCCGCCGGGCGGCAGCGCGGAGGAGGCUGUUGCGGAGGCGGCGGGCGAGGAGUGA